Molecule: messenger RNA, 1356 nt
Organism: Prunus mume (Japanese apricot)
Lineage: Eukaryota; Viridiplantae; Streptophyta; Magnoliopsida; Rosales; Rosaceae
Product: putative vesicle-associated membrane protein 726
Biological process (GO): vesicle-mediated transport
Cellular component (GO): membrane
Source: RefSeq, a predicted model, not a curated record
ACAAUAUUUUAUUUAUUUAUUUAUUUCUAUUUUUUUUUAAUAAAGAAACUCAUACAUGACACACUUUACGUGUAACUGUGAAAUUCCAAAGCACAAAAUAAUACUUCAUCACAUCUCGUGUUCCAUUCCAUUCCACGAAAUUAAAUUCAAAAUAAAAAUGAGAAAAGAAAAGAAAAAAUAAACAAACAAACAAACACACGCACUUGAAAGAAAAAGAAAAAAGUAUAUAGCUCUUUCUCCCUGCGUAAAUUCAGCAUUUUCGUUCUUCCAUAACGUCUCUCUCUCUCUCUCUCUCUCUCUCUGCGUAAAUUCACAUUCCCAUUCGGAUUAGGGUUAGGGUUUUUUUAUAUUGGAAUUGAGAUGGGGCAACAAUCUCUGAUCUACAGCUUCGUCGCUCGAGGCAGUGUGAUUCUCGCCGAGUACACAGAGUUCACCGGCAAUUUCACCUCCAUUGCCUCUCAAUGCCUUCAGAAGCUUCCUUCCUCCAACAACAAGUUCACCUACAAUUGCGAUGGCCACACCUUCAAUUACCUCGUCGAAAACGGCUUCACCUACUGCGUAGUUGCAUCUGAAUCUGCUGGCAGGCAAAUUCCAAUUGCCUAUCUGGAGAGAGUCAAGGACGAUUUCAACAAAAGAUAUGCUGGUGGGAAAGCUGGAACUGCUGUUGCCAAUGGACUGAACAGAGAGUUUGGACCUAAACUGAAGGAUCACAUGAAGUACUGUCUGGAUCAUCCUGAAGAGAUCAACAAGCUUGCAAAAGUGAAGGCUCAGGUUACUGAGGUCAAGGGUGUUAUGAUGGACAAUAUUGAGAAGGUUCUUGACCGCGGUGAGAAGAUUGAGCUGUUAGUGGACAAAACUGAUAAUCUUCGCUCGCAGGCCCAAGAUUUCAGGACACAGGGAACGAAAAUGAAAAGGAAGAUGUGGUUUCAGAAUAUGAAGAUAAAAUUGAUCGUUGUGGGGAUCAUCAUUCUCAUAGGCUUUGUGAUAUUUUUGUCAAUCUGCCAUGGUUUUAAGUGUACCUAAGUUUGCAUCGGAAUAUGUCCAUGGACGCUUUCGUGCUGUCAUGCGGCAUUGGUAAAUUGCUCUAUCUCUUUGAGUUGCUUACCUUGUUAGGUUAUGCCCGUCCUGUUUUGCUAGCCAUUUUAGGAUGGGGUGGGGGGAGGUUUUGUAAGUUUUUUUUCGCACUGGUUGUUGUAUAGUUUAUAUAUUUGUCCUUGUCGUUGUCGUUGUCUAGGGUAGAUAAAAUCAAUCACUAUCAUAUAUGUGCUCCAUGUAAUGUAAUGGAUCCUUAAUUAGCUUAAGAUGUAAUGGAGGAAUGCUUGGAUGAUUGUAAAUCAGCAUCCCCUUUCGGAAUCC